Messenger RNA from Cucurbita pepo subsp. pepo (vegetable marrow), 895 nucleotides. RefSeq names its product large ribosomal subunit protein uL11m. Gene Ontology annotation, cellular component: ribosome; large ribosomal subunit. Lineage: Eukaryota; Viridiplantae; Streptophyta; Magnoliopsida; Cucurbitales; Cucurbitaceae. Gene Ontology annotation, molecular function: large ribosomal subunit rRNA binding; structural constituent of ribosome. The record is from RefSeq and is a predicted model, not a curated record. Gene Ontology annotation, biological process: translation.
UAUUCUCCCAUUUCCUGAAUCGACCUCACUGGAAAAGAAAAGUUCCGGGGAACAGCUAUGGCCACCUUGAAAGAGAUCUUAACAAGACGACCCGUCGCCGCCACCAUCAGGCUCACCGUACCUGCUGGCGGAGCUCGCCCUGCGCCACCGGUGGGUCCGGCGUUGGGUCAGUACCGGCUGAAUCUGAUGGCUUUCUGCAAGGAUUUCAAUGCCCGGACUCAAAAGUACAAGCCUGACACACCCAUGGCCGUCACCAUUACGGCUUUCAAGGACAAUACCUUUGAGUUCACCGUAAAGUCGCCGUCGGUCACAUGGUACCUGAAGAAAGCCGCCGGGAUCGAGUCUGGGAGCGGCCGCCCUGGCCAUGUGGUCGCCUCUACGCUCACUGUCAAGCACAUUUACGAUAUCGCCAAAGUCAAGCAGUCCGAUCCUUUUUGCCAGUACAUGCCACUAGAGUCCAUUUGUAAGUCCAUUAUCGGCACUGCCAAUAGCAUGGGAAUUAAGGUUGUUAAGGAAUUGGAUUAAUGCAAUACCUAAAGUUCUAGGGUUUUUCUCCCCUUGUUCUUCGGUGUCUCGAUUCAAAUUGAACGUUUUUUCAGCGACCUCAUUAUUCUUAGUGUGAAAUAGUGUUACUCUGUCAGCUAAGUCGGCAGUCUAAUCUGCUGACAUAUUGAGUUUCUUAUGAUAGAAUUUGAAUCAAUUCCAACGAUUUACUACUGAAUUUCCAGGAAAGGGGAGCUGAGAUAAUAGCUAAGUGUAACCAUCUUUCUUGAAAGCAAAGUUUAUCCUGAUCCUGAGAGAUACAAUUUUGCUAUGGGAUUGUAGCCUUUGUAAUCAGUGAACUGGUUUCAUUUUGAUUAAUAAAUGUGCUGCCUUUGCUUGCAUUUGCCAGUUA